GAGAUGCGUACCCACGUACAAGAUCCUGCAUUCAAGGUUAUGUAAAAAGAGGAAGAAGCAGAGAUUCCUACUGGAGGGGUGAGCUUUGCGACGAGUAUAAAAGCGCUUUCCGUUUCGAUCGAAGAUACAGAAUCCAAACGCUCUACUUCAAAUUCCAUCGUAAUCGUCGAUCCAACUCAACUUCCUUCAAGAUGUUCAAGCUGUGUGUCCUCUUCGCUAUCGUGGCCGCCGUCUACGGUGCACCUGCACCAGCACCAGGAUACUUGGCUGCGCCAGCCUUAGCGGCUCUGCCAUCUCCGCUGGUGACCGCCAGUAGCAGCCAAUAUAUCGCGAGAAAUUACAACAAUUUGGCAGCGUUACCUAUCGCCUAUGCCGCCUCGCCCGUGGCUUACGCUACUCAUGCAAUCGCACCUGCAUACACCGCCUACGCUGCUCCUGCCUUAGUGGCGACGUCCUCCACCGUACGAUGUCUGAACGACGCCGAGUAUAGAAAUUCAAUGCGUAUGGCAAGGGGAAGCGGGCGUAAAGAGGAUCCACGGGAAUCCUCCUAUAUAAGAGAGCCGCGUCUCGUAUUUUCAGGUAUUACUCUGCUACCGCCAAUCAGUUCGUACGCUAGAAUCAACAAGAUGUUCAAGCUGUUCCUCCUCGCCGCCUUAUUGGCUUUUGCCGCAGCUGCACCUGCACCGGCACCUGGUGCUAUUCUGAGUGCUCCCUUGGUGACGUCUUAUGCUGGUGCACCGAUCGUUUCCAGUCUCGGCACGCCAGUGGCCUAUUCCGCAUAUUCAGCGCCGCUUGCUUACAAUACCUACGCUUCGCCGUACAGCUAUGUACCUUACGCCUACAAAGCUGGAUAUUACAUCUAGAAAAAGGAAGACACUCAACAGGACCCUGGCUACGAUUCAUCGAUUCCCAUUUCUUUUUCUUCCUUAUUAAUUUGUCCUCUUAUUACUUUUUUUGCCUCUACUUUCCCUCUACUUUCUUUUCGUUACCUCCACGUAUUAUCGCCCGUACGUUCUGCGAACAUGUCCCGAUAAAAUCCUUCGAAAUUCUUCCCGAUCCUUUUAUUAUCGAUCUCGUCGAUCCCAGUCAUCAGUGAACAUGCAAUUAAAAAUCAAUAAAUCCGCUUGAGAAAGGCA
Messenger RNA from Vespula vulgaris, 1136 nucleotides. Its product is annotated as cuticle protein 18.6-like. The coding region runs from base 192 to 863 and encodes 223 amino acids. NCBI's taxonomy places the organism in Eukaryota, Metazoa, Arthropoda, Insecta, Hymenoptera, Vespidae. The record is from RefSeq and is a predicted model, not a curated record. The transcript has 4 exons.